This is a messenger RNA of Solea solea (common sole), 1520 nucleotides long. It is a transcript of the gene arl5a, whose product is annotated as ADP-ribosylation factor-like 5A. The transcript is spliced from 6 exons. The record is from RefSeq and is a predicted model, not a curated record. Gene Ontology annotation, molecular function: GTPase activity; GTP binding. Gene Ontology annotation, cellular component: trans-Golgi network; cytoplasm. Gene Ontology annotation, biological process: vesicle-mediated transport; protein localization to Golgi membrane; intracellular protein transport. Bases 322 to 861 code for a protein of 179 amino acids. Lineage: Eukaryota; Metazoa; Chordata; Actinopteri; Pleuronectiformes; Soleidae.
CGCUAUAUUUUGACAGCUAACUAGCUGAGCGAGCGCGCUCCACUUCACCGCUGACACUAAUCAGUGGAACCUCACUCGUAUCUUCACGUUUCGCUUUUGGUUUCUUUUUUUAAAACCGUGACACACUAAGCGUCACGGCGACACACAUACGCGCCCGUAUGGAGGAGACGUGGUCAACAUUAUUCCACGCGAGAAUGCUCGUUUGUGUAGUUAGCGAGCCAGCUAGCUAGGCAAAAGUUGAUAGCAUCAACGCUAGCCAGCUAGCUGCGAUAGAAGAGGACCUUCGCGAGCUGGCAUCGGAACCACGCGCCGUCGUCAGCCAUGGGAAUAUUAUUCACCAAACUAUGGAGGCUUUUUAAUCACCAAGAGCACAAAGUUAUUGUUGUGGGCCUGGACAACGCCGGCAAGACCACAAUACUUUACCAGUUUUCUAUGAACGAGGUGGUUCAUACGUCUCCAACCAUUGGAAGCAACGUGGAGGAGAUUGUCGUCAACAACACUCAUUUCCUCAUGUGGGACAUCGGGGGACAGGAGUCUCUUAGGUCUUCGUGGAAUACGUACUACACAAAUACAGAGUUUGUCAUCGUGGUGGUCGACAGCACAGACAGAGAAAGGAUCUCUGUGACCAAAGAAGAACUCUACAGAAUGUUAGCGCACGAAGAUUUAAAGAAGGCGGGACUGUUGAUCUUUGCCAACAAGCAGGAUGUGAAAGGCUGCAUGUCUGUGGCUGAGAUUUCACAGAGCCUGCAGCUCACGUCCAUCAAAGACCAUCAGUGGCACAUCCAGGCCUGCUGUGCCCUCACAGGGGAGGGGUUGUGCCAGGGUCUGGAGUGGAUGAUGUCACGGCUGCGCGUGAGAUGAUGACCUUUGACCUCUGUCAGGAGCGCGCCCCUUCACUCUCUCCGUCUCUCGCUCUCUUUGCCUCCAAUCGUGAGCUUGAAUUGAGGAUGGCGGGGAGGAGGAGGAGGGGGUGAGGUCAGUGGACGGACGGAUGUCCCCUCUGCUUCUUUUCCUGUGAAGUGGACACGCGGGGGGUCCAGCGGGCCAAACCGGGACGCUUUCCGUUCUCCUGUGAUAAUUUAUUUUACAAAAACAACACGCCCUUCUUCUGAAGGAACGACGGACGGACAAGAAACAGAGACUCAGAAUUAUUUAAAAUUGAAAACUUCUGCACGGUUUAUUAUUAUUUUUUCUUUUCAGAAAAAGACAAAACACAAGAGGUCAGCGCGCGUCUGCUGUGGAACUUACAGCGCGCCGACGCUCGCUCCUUCAGCCCAGCGUGGCCUUUCAGUAUUUGCCGGACUGACUGUGGCGAUUUUCAUCGCCCUCCUCUCUCCCGCUGUGUACAGUCCAGUAUUCUCUUUUAAUGUGGUGCCUGCAGCAGAAUGAUGAAGAUGAUGAAGAUGACGGUUGAUGGUGACUGAGAAGACACAGAAGAGAGGGGGAAAUCACAAACUCCGCCUUGUGUCGUUCAGUCUCUGUGAAAUAAUUGGUGAAAUAAAGUGUUUUUAUCUGUUUGA